AUGUUAUUGACUGCAAAGAUACUUGUUUUUGCCGUGAAUGGUUUCCUAAGAGUGGCAACAGCCUUGGACAUUGGAUUAUCCACAAAAUGCGUGGUGAUACCCAAGGAGAUGGGCAUGUGCCACAUGAUUGGAUACACUGAAAUGAGACUUCCCAACUUGAUGGGACACACAAGCAUGGCAGAAGUCAUCCUAAAAUCCAGCACCUGGCAGCACCUCGUACAGACAGACUGUCACCCCCACGUGAGGACGUUCCUGUGCUCCCUGUUUGCACCCAUCUGUUUAGAUACGUUCAUCCAUCCCUGCCGGAGCAUGUGUGCCGCUGUCCGCGCCAGCUGCGCCCCCGUGCUCCUGUGCCACGGGCAGCCCUGGCCGGCCAGCCUGGACUGCGACCGCUUCCCUGGCGACGAGGACACGUGCCUGGCACCUCUCACCAAGGACUAUAACUACCUGCACAAAGUCCUACCAAAGCCUACCUGCCAGACUUGCCCAGCAGUGGAGGAAUUCUUUACACACAAAAGAGUUCUUGAAGUUUUCUGUGACAGUAACUUUGCAGUGAAAGUAAAGCUGUCCAAGAAGAGAACAGCAUUUGAGGACCAAGAGUAUAACAUUGAAUGCCAGGUGGAAUUCAUUACCCAGGGCUCACUGUUGCCCUACGAAACCCAGAGUAUGAUACAACAGUGGCUGCUAAUUAAUGAAAAAUGUAUAGAGAGGAUGACUCCAACCCACCGUCCCAUGGUGUAUCUCCUUGUGGGGAACAUUGAAGAGGGCAUCAUUUUAGUAAAACAGGUUUAUCGCUGGCAGAGGAAGGACUCCCAGCUGACUUUGGCCACUCAGAAGUGGAGACACCAUAAAUGCUUGUAA
Molecule: messenger RNA, 861 nt
Organism: Serinus canaria (Common canary)
Lineage: Eukaryota; Metazoa; Chordata; Aves; Passeriformes; Fringillidae
Product: secreted frizzled-related protein 5-like
Exons: 4
Coding region: 1-861 (286 amino acids)
Biological process (GO): non-canonical Wnt signaling pathway; canonical Wnt signaling pathway; negative regulation of canonical Wnt signaling pathway
Molecular function (GO): Wnt-protein binding
Source: RefSeq, a predicted model, not a curated record